This is a messenger RNA of Aspergillus pseudonomiae, 975 nucleotides long. RefSeq names its product FAD-dependent oxidoreductase. The record is from RefSeq and is a predicted model, not a curated record. Gene Ontology annotation, molecular function: FAD binding; D-amino-acid oxidase activity. Lineage: Eukaryota; Fungi; Ascomycota; Eurotiomycetes; Eurotiales; Aspergillaceae. The transcript is spliced from 3 exons. The coding region runs from base 1 to 975 and encodes 324 amino acids.
AUGUCUCCAACACACACACAUAUUGGCAUCAUUGGCUCAGGUAUCAUCGGCCUUUUGUCGGCGUUGACGCUCACCGAUGCCGGCUAUAAAGUGACUAUCGUGGCGCGGGAUCUACCGGGCGAUGAAUCUCAAGACUGGGCAAGCCCUUGGGCUGGCGUAUCAAUAUUCCCUCAUCCAGACGCUGGUGGCAACUCCCUCCAGACGGAGAAUUUCAAAUACUUCUGGGCUUUAGCGCAUAGAGAUCCUACGAGUGGUGUUCAGGACGAUUCAACCAUCUGGUACAAGACGGUCGUCCCGCACUAUCGUCUGAUUCCAAAGGACAAACUGCCCAAGGGUGUGAAACUUGGGUUCACAUAUACUUCGAUGACAAUCAAUCCAGCAUUCCUUCUCCCUUGGAUCCAAACGCAGUUAAAAGCACGUGGAGUCACAUUUCUUCGGAAGACACUGACAUCCAUCCAAGAGGCCAAAAGGAUCACCGGAACAGAAUAUAUUGUACACGCAUCGGGCUUAGGAGCGUACACGCUUGCGGAUGAUAAGAAUGUAGAGGCCAUUCGUGGACAAACAAUGUUUAUCAAGACGGACUUUAACGAGUUGAAGAUGCAUCAAGGUUCCCACUACACCUAUGUCAUUCCGCGCAUGUUCACCAACGGUGCAAUUAUCGGCGGCAUCAGCCAGCCCGGUAGUUUGGAUCGCAAUGUAGACGAGGCACUACGCGCAGACAUCCUCAAGCGCGUCAAUAUGCUUACCGAUGGGGGCCUUCGCUCGGUCGAUCUGGAAAACGAUGUACAGAAGGACAUUGUCGCCUUUCGACCGGGAAGAAAGGGAGGAUAUCGACUGGAAGCCGAGGGUGACAUAGUGCACGCCUAUGGGUUUGCCGGCCUUGGCUAUAUUUUCAGUUAUGGCGUGGCUUUAAAGGUUCGGAAGCUGGUUGAUUCGGUUGUGGAGAAAAAUAGGCUUCCAAGGAGCCACCUCUAA